Molecule: messenger RNA, 5604 nt
Organism: Symsagittifera roscoffensis
Lineage: Eukaryota; Metazoa; Xenacoelomorpha; Acoela; Convolutidae
Product: myosin-10-like
Exons: 9
Coding region: 3354-5525 (723 amino acids)
Source: RefSeq, a predicted model, not a curated record
CUUGCAUUUGGUAUCAUAAACCAACAGAUACAGGGACUAUACUGAACUAAAGAAGCUGCGCCCAAUUCAGUAUAAGCGUAGUGUUAUCCAAGGCACUGUACACAGGGUUUUUAGGAGUACAUCUAGCUGGGAGCAAUUUGAUAAGGCUAUGAAAACUAAUAGGGCGCUAUGGCUGACAAAUCAGUACCCUGAAAAUUGGUCCGCAAAGGUGGCUGCAGACCCUGGACAGUGAGAGGUGUUUGUCAAUUCAAUCACCAAAGGAUGUGAAGCCUCCAAUGCUGAUGGUGCAAUAUAGAGGUAACCAGAGCCAAUAUUUUGCUAACAGGUUACGAAAAUUAACUAACGUUCAAGUGGUUUUCACCCUAAGAAAACUAGAAUCAGGUUUACCAUCCUUGAAGUCAGCAUUUUCUAAUGACCUCAAGUCAAGAGUGGUUCAUAAACUGUCAUGUAGUGGAUGCACUUCCAACUAUGUCGGAUAAACUGUUCGACAUUUGACCACUAGAAUUAAGGAACAUAAGAAAGUCGACUCACCGGUAGGCCUCCACCUUCAGCAAUGCCAACUUGAGGGAAAUAGCGCAGAUCUUAGUUGGGAAAUUAUAGAUAGGUCAAACAACCAAACAAAAUUGCUAACACUAGAGGCAAUACAUAUCAGGAAAGAGAACCGGGCUUGAACACGCGCGAUGAGUUUAGGAGCAGGGAUUUAACACUGAAAAUUUAGUCCCAAAAUAUUUUUAGUUUUAUAUUCAAAACGUACAUGGCUAAAUCAAAAUUAUGACUCAGAAACUUCCAGACGAAUUAAUUUGAAGAAACUAGAACUAUUGUCACUUGAAUACUGCAGAAGGUGAGGAACAAUGAUCGAAAUUUUCAAAAUAGGUUACAACCGUUCUGACCCAAAAGCUACGAAAGACAUGUUCGAAUCGAAUAAUCGUGACACAUGGACAAAUGAAAAAAAAAGUGAUAAUGGAGAAGGCCAAAUUCGAAUUGCGGAAAAACUUUUUUACCAUUAGAUCAGCUACAGAUUGUUACAUGGUGCCAGGAGAAGUAAUUGACUCGAAGACCUUAAACGCUUUCAAGAACAACCUGGUCAAACAUUGGAAGAAAAGCGGAAUUAAUAAAUUUGAGACUAAUUAAUCGAAAAGGAGUACAUCAUGAGCUGAUCGAUAAAGGCGACAAAACGCCUAAAAGAUCAGAAAAAGAACUAAACUGAACUGAUAACAAAUGAAAAACGUCUCGAAAGGGUACGCAAGUUUUUUCGGCUUAGUUGCCGCUCGAUAAAUGUUCCCAAAUAUCUAAUUCCUACCGGUGAUUGCUUUUAUGGACGGGGUUCAUUCAAAUUGAAAAUCAUUUGAGUCAAAAUUAAAAAUUUGGUGAUUUCGGAAUCAUAAUUCACUCGCAGUUUUAAAAUAAAAAUGGAUUCAUAAAAAAACUUAUUGUAAAAGGUUCAAAAUGUGCGAUAUGUUAAAUUGUAUUCUCGAACGAAAUGUUCGUAACCACAUCACAAUGCUUAUAACUUAUAAGGAACAUACCUAUCAUAAAUGAAAAAAUUCACUCCCUGAUAGUUUUAAUCGGCUACUGUAGAUGGUAUUUUAAUCGUUUUUUUUUGUUCCCGUAAAAAACUUUGUUCACGAGUUGAUCUCCAAUUUCGAGAUCCUUUUUUCAAUACGUUGUGCGUUUAACAGUGCCUAGAGUUAAUGCGUUUCUAGAAGUACUGGUAAAAAACUUUUCAGUUGUAAAUUGUUUUUUUGUAGGUUUCUUGAUUUCGCCCCAAUUUUUGUCGGCUUAUGUGCCGGGUGUUUUUUUUUCAUGAAAUUCCAUGAAAUUGAUUAUCAAAUUAAAUUCGAAGAAAAUAACACGAUAAAAGGAUAUUUAACACACGUUUUUUAAUACGCCUUUUUUACACUCUAAAGCUUCGAGUUUGAAAUGAAAAAACCCUUAAGCAAUUUUUUGAACAGUUUUAUAAAUUUAUUUUCAACUAUUCGGAUGAUGUGGCUCAGAGUCAGCACACCUGCUUGAGACGGCAAAGGCUUGUGGCUCGAAUUCGACGUAGACCUGUUUUUUUUGCAAAAUUGGUUUUUUGUGGUUUUUCGGACUAUCGCCGGUCUUUCAAUUUUUGUCGGCUUGAUUCCCGUAGCCCGAUUUUUUGCUGAAUUUUCAGCUGUCUUCCAAGUUGUAAUAGCACAGCCCAGGAGUUUUGUAGGUUUCUUGAUUUCGCCCCAAUUUUUGUCGGCUUAUGUGCCGGGUGUUUUUUUUUCAUGAAAUUCCAUGAAAUUGAUUAUCAAAUUAAAUUCGAAGAAAAUAACACGAUAAAAGGAUAUUUAACACACGUUUUUUAAUACGCCUUUUUUACACUCUAAAGCUUCGAGUUUGAAAUGAAAAAACCCUUAAGCAAUUUUUUGAACAUUUUUAUAAAUUUAUUUUCAACUAUUCGGAUGAUGUGGCUCAGAGUCAGCACACCUGCUUGAGACGGCAAAGGCUUGUGGCUCGAAUUCGACGUAGACCUGUUUUUUUUUUGCAAAAUUGGUUUGUGGUUUUUCGGACUAUCGCCGGUCUUUCAAUUUUUGUCGGCUUGAUUCCCGUAGCCCGAUUUUUUCUGAAUUUUCAGCUGUCUUCCAAGUUGUAAUAGCACUGAUGCUUGAGACGACAAAGCCCAGGAGUUCGAUUCAAGGUGGGACCUGUUUGUUUUGCAAAUUGAAGGUUUUCGGUUAUUUUAGAUUAUCGUCUGUCUGCUUAUUUUUGCUGACUUAGUCCCCACAUAAAAGAGUUUUUUGAAAGUUGGACUAAAUUCUAGCAUUCGGAAAGUUUUUAGUAAAGUUAAUAACGGUGCAGGUAAUUUUGUUCCGGAUAUUUUGGGCUUGUGCAAUUUUUUUUCGACUAAAAUCGUUUUUUUUUCUGAUUUCAUUUCAAUCAUAGUCAUUCAUUUUCGAAUUGUAAGUGGCGCGAAGCUCAGCUUCGCCUCUGUAUUAGCAUUUUUCACUAAAAUUCAGAAGUUUAGUGAAGAAGUUUCGUUUUUCAUGGUCGGUUAUUAUGUAGAACACUUCUACAUGUAAUUAAGUUGAAGUCAAAAGUUUAACUCAUCUUUACAUGUAGCGUAGUCUGUUUUUACGGUUAAUGCCAGUUUUACGUUGUAAUUUUUCUUAACACAAAAUAUGUACGCGUAGCUUUUCAGCGGUUGCUUAUAAUAUCAAUUACAGCAGGCGUGUUAUUCGGCUCAAGUGAUUUUGUCAAACUCGAGGAUCUAUUGAAGCUGAAUAAGAUGUUCAACAUUAGUCUGUGCAUUGCGAUUAUUGACAGUCAUAAUCAAAACAAGAUCGCACAACUUCACGAAGAAUUUGAAAACUUCUCAAUGUUCAAGAAUGUCGUCGUCGAAAAUACCUGUAAGUCGAAACCGGCUUUCUAGUUUUAAGUCAGGUCAGCAGACGAAUCAAGCUGCAGCGAUGGAAGAGUCAAGAUACGAAGAGUUGUUGAAAGAGUUUGAAGAGUAUAAAGAAGACAAAGAGCGAGAACUGUUGAGUUUAGAAGAGGAAAUUGACAUUCUAGAGGGUGAACUGCAUCUAGCACAGAAUGGUGGUGUUGAUAACCAGGCUACUGCUGAAAUUGACGUGUUACGUAAAACUAUUCAAGACUUGGAGCAGAAGUUAGAUGAGAAAGAAAAUACAGAAGUAGCUCUGAACAGAGAAAUAGAUCAAUUGAACAGAGAAAAUGAAGAAAUUAAUGCCCUGAUGAGAGAUGCCCAGAUGUAUCUCGAUGAACCAAUUGAAUCAAAUGGAAUUGCGGACCAAAAUACUACACAUGCUCCGACAGAGAAGAACCUCGAAGUAAUUCAGAAGUUGGAACGUAAGAAAAAGGAUUUGAUAAAGGACCAGGAAAAGCUUAAAGAGAAAUUGAUCGCCACCGAUUCAGAGCUGAAAUUAUCUAAAGACACGAUGAAACGAAAAUCUGAUGAAAUUACUUAUCUAAAAAAUAAAAUCGACGGUCUUGAAGGAAAAAUGAAAGAAUUGAAAUUGAGCGAAACUAGAGCGAUGCAGUCAUUUUCCAAAGACAAAGAUAUAAUUGAUAAACUAACCAAUCAGCUGAAAGAAAGGACUAGCACUGUGAAAAGAAUGGAAGCCGAAAUCGCAACUUUGAAAAAUUUGAAGGUGAAAAUGGAGAAAGAUAAAUUGCAUGAUAUCGAAGAAAUCAGAAAAGCUGAACAGAAAAAACGAAGCGAUCUGGAGAAAAAGAAUAAGAAGCUUGCGGAGGAAAUUUCCACGCUUCAAAGUAACAAAACAGAAAGCAACAAAGUAAUCGCAGAGCUUCAGAAAAAGGCUGAAAAAUCAUCGAAUUCGCGAUCUUCUGAGAAAGAGGAAUUGAAAAGAGUGAAGCUGCAGUUGGUAUCGCGUGAGUCAGAAGUGGAGUCUUUGGCUAGACAACUGGAACAAGAGAGAGAAUCCACGGAAGUGAGCAUUGCAGCCUUAGAAGAACAGAUUCGAUUCCUGGAACAACAGCUGUCGGACUCAACGACCAAAUACGACGAAGUUGUUGAGGAGAAAUGUGAAAUAGAAAAUAAAUUUAACAAUCUGAGAGAAUUCGAAUACAGGCACAACGAGCUAGAGAAAAAGUAUAAAGAGAACUGUGAGAGACUCGAGUUUUUGGAAGCAGAAUUGGAGUCCAAUCGUAAAACGAGGACAGACACUGAAUUGAAGAGAGAUUUGGAGAAGAAAUCCAAGGCGUUAUUGUACGAGCAAGAGAAACGAAGUCAUCUAAGCGAAGAGUUAGAACGUGCCAAUCAGGAAAUUAUGCAGCUUCAAAACGAAUUAGAAGCCUCUGUGAAAGCAGCCUCAGAAAGCAUACACUCCAAAUCUGUCCUCAAAACUUCCCGCAUAGAAGAUACUUUAAACUGUUUCGAAGAAGACCGAACAAGUGUACAUGAACAGGAAUUAAUGAGUCUGAAUUUGUUGAAAAGAAGCAGAGAGGAGAGAAGAAAUUUGGAACACAGACUGUCAGAAGUGACUGCGGAUAAGAAUUCUCUCGAGAUCAAAGUGUCGUUUCUCACUAGGGAACUACAAGACAAGGAGAACACUGUGAUAGAUUUGAUUGAAGUGGGUUCGGAGAAGGUGAAGAACAAGAUGGAUUUGUCUGUGGAAUUGGAGAAGAAACUGAGAGAAGAGAGAAUGGUGAUGGAUGAGUUGGACAUGCAGUUGCAGUGUGUGAGAAAUGAGAACGAAUCGCUCAAAAGGGCACUGCAGUCGUCACUGAAUGACACAGCAGACAGAGAAGACAAAGUGAACUCAUUGAACUUAAUUGUGAACAGACGAGAGCAGGAGUCGAAUGAGUUGAGGAAUCAGAUUGAAAACAUGUUAUUUCAAACCGACAGCAAUCGAAGAAGUUUCCACAGAAGAAAUCGAGCAUUUGAUAACCCAAACAUCGCUGCCAUAUCAAUACCCAGAGUGCCUACUGGCUUCGUCUUUCCUCGCAAUACUUGUCACGAUACGAGGAAGUUGAAUCUACCAUCUAAUUCGUUUUUUACUUCAAAUACAUUGCUAUGAUUCUUGAAAGCUUUAUAAUUCAGCAGAUGUAUCUGUAAAAUAUUGAACCACAAACUUUUGCAAUUAAAAAUUUUAAUAC